CUUUCUCCAAAAACACCACGAUUGAGACUGUAUAAGUCAGUGGCACCAAUUAUGGGCUCGCCAUCGACUUCAAACCCGGGAAAACCGUCUGAUACGGUCCCAAGUGCCACGGAGAAACCCAAUCACAAGAAGCUCCCCCGGCUACCAGAAAGUUUGUACCCCUCCAAAAACCUAUCAUUCUCUUCUGACAUACACAAAAACAGCCCACAAGAUAGUCAAGAGACCGCUCCUUCAUCCUUCCAUUUCAUCGCCAUACUCGGCCUCCUCCACUGCGCCCAAAGUAAUCUACGUCAAAGCCAAUGCAUCUUUCAUCGCAACCAUAAAACGAGUCCGUCACUACCUCGCAGGUAUCGAGAACCGAAUAUCCAAUUCUUCUCAACAAAAAGCACACAAUAACCGCAAAGGAAAUAAUAGAGGACACGCAAAGGACAAAACUGAGGAGCUUCGUGCGUUAAUGAACGAAAAUGAUGGGGAAUUCUUGAAGAAGGUGGAGGAUAAUGUUAAGAAGAGAGGGCAAGGUGAGGAAGUCAUAUUGCAAGCUACUGGAAAAGCAAUUUCGAAGCUUCUCAGUGUCGCUGCAUGGCUGGAGAAUGAAGCAAAUGGACAGGAAUUCGUGGUUAGGAUACGGACGAAGAGUGUGGCUACUAUUGAUGAUGUGGUUGUUAAAGGCGAGGAAGAAGGUUUGGGGACGGAGACUGAGAAUAGAAUCAGGAGGACGAGUUGCCUCGAAGUUGGCGUCAGGUUGAAGGCCGUAUGAUUUCCUUAUUUCAACGACCUUUUGAGAUACCCAUAGAGUAGUGGUGGAAAACCAUGCAGUUUUUGAUGACUUACAUACUAUAAUACGGUGAGAACACUAUACCCUAAAUCAGAACGAGUCUGUAACAGAAAGAAAAUAGUUACUAAUAGUGUCCAAGACAGUUGAGUGGUGGUGGUUUUAAACGAUGACCAAAACAAAACACAGAGUUGAUCUGGCGAUGAAAUAAGAUACAACAAUUAUUUGAUAUGAAGUGCAUUAUAUUGUGGAUGAAGACUGUAAGGAAUGAACUUCGUAUGUUGGUUUCCCUUUGCUUGUUGGUGAAUUUCUGUGCAUGUCUGUUGUU
This is a messenger RNA of Hymenoscyphus albidus, 1100 nucleotides long. Lineage: Eukaryota; Fungi; Ascomycota; Leotiomycetes; Helotiales; Helotiaceae. The record is from the annotation of a GenBank genome assembly.